AUGCCUUCGCCUAUAUCCUGUUUCCUCCUAGCGGUUCUUCCCGGUCUCGCCCUGUCCCAGCCGCCAUGCCCGCGCUCCAGCUCGCAUAAUGGUACCGCUGUCGCGGCUGGGAUCCCGUCAGUGCGCCUUGCCAACGGAACCUACCACGGUGUGCGCAACGAUGCGUAUGCGCAGGACUUCUUCCUUGGUAUGCCAUAUGCGCAGCCUCCGACAGGAUCUCUACGCUUCGCUCCGCCCCAACCAUUGACCACGUCCUUCAACGAACCUCGAGCUGCCACCGAAUACGGGCAGCUGUGCGUUGGAUAUGGCUCAGAUACCUCGAACCUCGGAAACAAUGUUUCCGAGGACUGUUUGACUAUCAAUGUGGUUCGCCCGGCCGGCACAAAGGAGGGAGACAACCUACCCGUCGGUGUCUGGGUUCAUGGUGGUAGCUACGUUAUGGGCGGAUCUCGUGACCCGAGGUACAACCUCACCUGGAUAGUUGAUCAGUCUGUUAAAGAGGGCAAGCCAAUGAUUGCCGCAUCGAUCAACUACCGGCUGUCGUACUGGGGCUUCUUGUUCAGCGAAGAGAUGGAGGAAGCCGGUGCUGGCAACAUUGCCUUCAAGGACCAGCGUAUGGCACUACGUUGGGUCCAGGACAACAUCGCUGCAUUUGGCGGAAGCUCUGACAAGGUUACGAUCUGGGGCGAGUCAGCCGGCGCUCGAUCCCUGGGCAUGCAGCUUGUCGCGCAUGAGGGCAAGCACGAUGGCCUUUUCCGCGGUGCCAUCCUCGAGAGCGGAAGCCCGGUGGCCAAAUUCGUCAAUGCUAGCACGUGGCAGCCGUACUUUGAUGCUCUGGUCGCGAAGGCCGGUUGUGCCAGCGCCACAGACCGCCUGAGCUGCUUGAGGGGGCUCGACUGGCAUGUCCUUAACAAUAUCUUCAAUGGCACUACACCGCUUGGUGUGGUAUCGCCUACGCUUAGUGCUGUGCUCGACGGCGACUUCAUCACGGACCAGGGCUCGAACCUUCUCCGCCAGGGUAAAUUCGCCCACGUGCCGCUCCUGCUUGGCAACAACUUCGACGAGGGCACUGCGUACGCCAAGUCGGGCAUCAACACCACGGAGCAGUUCGCAGCCUGGCUCGCUACCCUCGGCCUAAACAGCGACCAAACUACGAGCAUUUUGGACUUGUACCCAGACGACCCUGCUCUGGGUAUUCCCGCUUCUUAUGUAGGCCGCCCUCCAGCUAACCCUUGGGGUCUGCAGUACAAGCGCUCCGCAGCUUUCGCAGGUGACUACCAACAACAUGCCGGGAGGAGACUCACUGCCGAGUCGUAUGCCGGUGCCAGUUUACCCGUGUUUUCUUACAUGUGGAAUGUCUACGUGAACGGGAUCGCAGCGAUCUACGGUGCAACCCACUUCCAGGAAGUCGCCUUCGUUUUUGACAACACUCAGGGGCUCGGCUACGCCACCAACCCAUUCGAGGGAAAACCCGAAACGUUCAAGGAGCUGGCGGACUUGAUGAGCAAAAUGUGGGUUGCUUUCAUCCACAACAGCAACCCCAAUCUGGAGAGUACUUCGUCUCAAAGUGUCGCAUGGCCUUUGUACAGCCUCGACAAGCCCGAUAACUUGGUGUUCGAUGUUAACGUCACUGGUCUAUCGUACAUCGCAACAGAUGAUUACAGAAAGGCAAACAUUGCCUACCUUCAAAAGAGCGUAUUCAUUUAA
Neoarthrinium moseri is the source of this 1707-nucleotide messenger RNA. RefSeq lists its product as uncharacterized. NCBI's taxonomy places the organism in Eukaryota, Fungi, Ascomycota, Sordariomycetes, Amphisphaeriales, Apiosporaceae. The coding region runs from base 1 to 1707 and encodes 568 amino acids. The transcript is spliced from 2 exons. The record is from RefSeq and is a predicted model, not a curated record.